AUGGCGCGUCGCUGCCGGCCCGCUCAGCCCGCGCGCGACGACGGUUCCGCGGGCGCGGGCGCGCACGCCGAGGCGCCGCGCGCGUGGCUCGUGAUCCUGAAGCUCGGCGCCAGCGAGCACGUCGUCGCCGAAGUGUGCGCCAACGCCGCGAAUCCUGACGUGCACGACUUCUCAGGGGCGUGCAGGCGCGUGUUCCGCCCUCCCGGCCCCCUCGGCUUCUCGGCGACCCUGACGACGACGGACCUCGCGGCCAUGGCGAUGCGGUUCCGCCGGGACAUCGACUUCAUCGAGGAGGACGGGGAAGUAGCGCUGGAGGAUCCCGGCGACGACAGUGAGAGCGAGGACGGGGCGGCCGAGCACCAGCGGGUGCUCAAGUCCGCGGGCUGGAGCCUGCGGAGCUGGUGGCUCGAGAUGAUCGGGCUGGACGCGGGCGUCGAGGCGCGGGCGUCCCUGGGGCGGGGCGUGACGUUGUACGUCCUCGACACCGGAGUCCGGUCCGACCAUGACGAGUUCGCGACUCCCGGGGGGGGGUCUCGCGUCCUGCGCGGCUGGGACGCGAACGACCUCGCCAGCAACGACCCCGGGAACAUCGACUGCCACGGCCACGGCACGCACGUCGCGUCGCUGGCGGCGGGACGCACGGUAGGCGUCGCUCCGGGGGCGUGGAUCGUGCCGGUGCGCGUGUUCACGGGGUGCAGGAAGAUCGGCACCAUGGAGACGCUCCUCGCGGGGCUCGAGUCCGUCGCGGCGCACGCAACCCUCCCCGCGGUUGUCGUCCUGUCCCUGGACAUGGGUGCGAGGCGCUCAAUCGACAUCGCGGUGCGGGCGCUGCUGGCGCUGGGCGUGACCGUCGUGACCGCCGCGGGGAACAGCGGGUCCGACGCGUGCCUGCGGUCGCCUGCGCGCGUCCCUGGGGCCGUGACCGUCGGCGCGAUCGACGUCGGCAUGCACCUGUACAGACAUAGCAACUGGGGGCCCUGCGUGGACGUGGUGGCGCCCGGGGUGCGCGUCUGGGGCGCGGACAUGAAGAGCACGCAGGCGCUCUCGCGGAUGACGGGCACGAGCAUGGCGUGCCCGAUCGUGGCAGGCGUUGCUGCGCUGCAACUGGCGCAGCACCCCACGCUGUCGCCGGAAGCCGUGCGGAUCAACCUGCUGACGUCGGCGUCGAGGAGGACGCCGAGGCACCCCGCCGCAACGACGCCGCCUGCUGGCCCGGCCACGUCGCCGCCCGCGCCGCCUCCGAUCUUCAACCAAGGCGCUGUCGGCGGCAGGGCCCUGCGAGGCGGCCCGGACGCCGAGGGAGACGGCGAGCGUCGCGGGCUGCCGGAGGGAGACAUUCGGCAGCCGGGGGGACUCGCCGGGCACGACACCAUGGACCUCGUGGUCGACGCGCGCGUCCCUGACAUCAUCACCUUCUUCCCUGACGAAGUCCAUGUUUCCGAGGGCCACGCGGGCUGGUUCGCGGUCCGAGUCGAGAUCGCGCCUGGUGCGCCGGUCGAGUCCGCGGACGUCGCGCUGUGGGUGUGGUCGGCCUGGGACGGCGGCAGCCUCGCGCACCUCGACAGGACCACUCUGCGCCUGACGCGCGACAGCGCGGAGCAGCCCUUGCCGGAGGUGUUCCACUUCUGGCCGCACCGUCCUUACGGGGGCGUGUAUUUCAUACGGAUAUCGGUCCGCGAGGUCUCUUCGAGCGCGGGUCGCCAGGGCCUCCCCCCGCGCGAGGCGCUCUACACCCUGCGCGUCCUCGACCACCGCGAGAAGGAAGGGUCCUCCCCGCAGCGCCCCCGCACCAUCCCAGCGCUGCCUUUCGCAGCGGAGGCCGACACCGGGGUACCGGGCCUGAGUCAUCCCCCCCCCGUGACGUGCGUGGCGCCGGGACAGGCCUCGGGGCCGAGCGGCAGCCCGGCAGCCGUGUUCUACUCGUUCACGCCGUCGAUCGACACCCAAGUCCACGUCAGCACCUGCGGGUCUGUCGACACAGGCUGCCAGGUCAUACUGGUCGACCACGGGCGCGCGCAGCCGGCGCUGCAGGCGCCGGGCCAGACCCACAUGAUCAACGCCGUCCCUCCGGAGGCGAUGCACACCUGUCUCGUGCCGAACAAGGUGUGCGGGAGGGGGUGGUUUGAAAACGUGGAUGCCGACGUGUGGCUGCGGCGCGGCCGGAAGUACACGUUCGCGCUGUUCAGCGCCACGGGCGACACGGGGAAGAUGCACCUGAACGUGACGUCGCCGCUCGGCUACGUGCCUGGACACGGGCCCUGA
Messenger RNA from Pedinophyceae sp. YPF-701, 2262 nucleotides. The record is from the annotation of a GenBank genome assembly. Lineage: Eukaryota; Viridiplantae; Chlorophyta; Pedinophyceae.